Molecule: messenger RNA, 1914 nt
Organism: Melitaea cinxia (Glanville fritillary)
Lineage: Eukaryota; Metazoa; Arthropoda; Insecta; Lepidoptera; Nymphalidae
Gene: smog
Product: probable G-protein coupled receptor 158
Exons: 10
Coding region: 1-1914 (637 amino acids)
Biological process (GO): G protein-coupled receptor signaling pathway
Cellular component (GO): membrane
Molecular function (GO): G protein-coupled receptor activity
Source: RefSeq, a predicted model, not a curated record
AUGGGGGCGCGGUGGGCGCGGUGUGCGGCGUUGGCGCUGGCGUGGUGCGCGUGCGCCGCCGCGCCCGCCAGCCCGCCGCCCGCGCCCUCAUCCGCUCCUAUCUCUUGCGACCCGCUACUGCUGAAGAAAACACCACCUCUACCACAAAAUGUACGUGAUUAUGAGGCUGCUGUUGCACAAACCGCCCGAGCUUUAUCCGAGCUGGUAGAGCAGGGUGCAGCGGACGAAGUAAGAGCAGCCGCUCUUGCACGAGCCGCAGCGCGGGCUCCUCUCAAUCCACCACCAGCUGCUGUCGCACUCGGAGCUCCGCAACUACAUCUUGGCAUAUUAUACAUCGCAGAACCAUCGAGACUAAUUAUAUUCCAGCAAAACAACUCAGCCACUCUUCAACAAUUCUGGCGAACAUUGGCUUCAGCCUGGAAUGCAAGCCUUGUGCUGUGGUCAAAUGCGUGGUACUCAUGCGAGGGCAGUCCGGGCUGGUGGGGCGGCACGGCAGCGGCACGUGGUAGUGGAACAGCUCGUGCUGCUGCCGCUAUUUUUCGCCGUAUAACCGCUCUACCAUGUGAAGAAGCAAUGUACGAAUGGUUAGGCGGACCACCUUUAUGUGACCCAGUUACAACGGAUUGCGAAGCUUUUCCGUCUGAAAAUAAAGACCUUAAACUUGAGUAUAAUUGUAAAUGCAGCUCGGGUCAUUGGCACGCAAAUGGUGGAGGAUGGAUUGGAAAGUCCACCCUCUCUAAAAGUGGACAUAUGAAAUGCACGCCGUGUGGUCUGGGCAGCAACCCAGUCGCCUGCCUCGCCGAUGCCUAUCGCGCUUCUUUACUGGCCGCCAACCUCGCUGGCAUGCUGCUCUGUCUCGUUAUUGGAUUAAUUAUUUUCAGAAAAAGAAAAUGUAAAGCGGUUGCAAUGAGCAUGUGGACCGUGCUAGAAGUGGUUCUUCUGGGUGCAAUGCUGAUGUAUGCUUCGGCGGCGUCUCAGUACAUAUCAGUAGCACGCUGGCGAUGCGUAGCGGGCGCGUGGCUGCGCGAGCUGGGUUUCGUGGCGUGCUACGGCUCCGUCGUGCUGCGGUUGUGGGUGCUGCUCGCGGAGUUCCGCACGAGGAAGGCGCACCGCUGGACACCGAGGGACUCUGAGGUGCUGAGGAUAGUAGCAGCGAUGGUGCUGGGCGCAGCUUGCUACCUGUCGGCGUUCACUGCGACGACGGCGUGCGAUGAGGACGCAAGCGCGGGUUGCGCGCGCGCCGCCUGGCACCACGUCACCGCCGCCGCCGAGCUGCUGCUGCUCGCUGCGGGCUUGCGGAUCGCGCACGCAGCCAGGAACGCUAACGUUCCCUUUCAAGAGCGCGGCUGGCUGGCGGCGGCACUGUGGGCGGAGGGGCUGUGCGGCGCGGCGUGGCGCGCGGCGGCGCUGGCGGGCGCAGCGCCGGAGCGCUCGGCGCUGGCGGCGGCGGCGCGCGCGCACCUGUCCGCCGGCGCCGCGCUCGCCUGCGUGCUCGCCCCGCGCCUGUGGCACGGGUACCGCGCGCGCUCACUUGCGCAGGAGGUAUCACGCCGCGGCCCAGCUGAGGGGUUCGGUGUGGAGGGCGAAGAGGAACCCACGUCUGAGGAAGUACGUGCAGAGCUGAAGCGGUUGUAUAUGCAGCUGGAAAUAUUGCGCAACCAGACGUUACGGCGCGACAACCCGCAUAUCAGCAAACGACGCGGGGGGCGGAAACCGCCUCACAGGCGGUUCUCGUUGCAGAAAAAAGGCAGUCGUGAAAAGGCUCUACAAGCUCGUCGUGGGGGGAAGAACAAAGGAGGCAGCGCAAGCGCGGUGGAGGCGAGUGAGGUGGGAGACGGGUCACGUACUCCGGAGGACUCGGUGUGUUCCGCUGAGGGCCCAUCGCACUACACGGACGGAGACACACAGGCGUGA